Sorex araneus (European shrew) is the source of this 2504-nucleotide messenger RNA. It is a transcript of the gene ZNF784, whose product is annotated as zinc finger protein 784. Gene Ontology annotation, biological process: regulation of transcription by RNA polymerase II. NCBI's taxonomy places the organism in Eukaryota, Metazoa, Chordata, Mammalia, Eulipotyphla, Soricidae. Gene Ontology annotation, cellular component: nucleus. Gene Ontology annotation, molecular function: DNA-binding transcription factor activity, RNA polymerase II-specific; RNA polymerase II transcription regulatory region sequence-specific DNA binding. Bases 842 to 1693 code for a protein of 283 amino acids. The record is from RefSeq and is a predicted model, not a curated record. The transcript has 3 exons.
CAAAUAAAACACUGUCUGUUAUUUUAAAGAUGGUGGUUGUAUAUCAGGGAUAUUUGUGACUUUUUUUUUUUUUUUUUUGCAGGUUGGGGACACACCCAGCGAUGCUCAGAGGUUACUUCUGGCUUUACACUCAGGAAUUACUCUCGGUGAUCCUGGGAAUAAAACAAGGUAUCUUCAGCCCUGCCCUUCCAAGAAACAGUGGAAUGGCGUUCCAAAAGUCUUCUGUAUCCUUUUCUCAUUGAGUUUUCAGAGGUCUACAAUUUAUACAUAAAGUACACGGGUUUCUGAGACGUGCAGUGACACACACAAUCGGACAGCAAGAACCAAUCCCUGUCCUUGGUGCUAACGGAAGCGGUGGGGGGGAGUAUUUAGAGCUCGGUCCUGAAAAGGAGCAUUUCUCAAAUGCCAAGGGAACUCUGGGUACUUGGUUAAUUGUCACAGCGAUUGAUAGCUUCUUGCCAAAUCACAGUUGCACUGGAGUUGCGUUCUACUGCACGGGUCCCUCUGUAAAUUUUGCAUCACCGCAUUAUUACCAGCCAAGCGGGGGAGGCGAGCACAAAGCCUGUCGUAUGAAAACGGAACACCGUGAUUUCGGGUAUAGUGGACCACCAGCUCCUUUAGGGUGGCUGCAAGGAGAAAGGCGGGGUUCGCCGAUGGCCAGCCCCGCACCGCUUAGGCUCGCGGACUCGGUGACUAAUAGGAACUAAGGAGCCAGACCAGAGGGCUAACCCGGGCUCUCGCCCCGCCCCCGCCCCAGCCUGCUCGCGCGGCUGCGCGGACGCGCCCGGUCCCGCCCGCCCGGUGCCGCCUGCUGGCCUCGGGGGCGGGGCCCGAGCACAACAUGGCUGACGAGCGCCGGGAAACCUCGAGUCCUAGCUCAGCGGUCCCGGAGCCACGCUCUCCGGACCCGCCGGACCUGGUUCUGGUGCCUGAUGAGGACCGCCCGGCCACACCCCCGAGGGACCUCAUCGAGAUCCAGGUGGUGAAGGUGACCGACACCACGCAGGUCUCCGAGCCCCCGGAGCCAGGCCCUCUUCACUGUGCCUUGUGUCCAGCUGCUUUCCAGCUGGUGUCUGAGCUGCUGUUCCACGAACACGGCCACCUGGCUGGGGUCGAAGGUGGUGGGCCGGCCGGGAACCCAAGCCAGUGCCACGUGUGUGGCCACCGCUGCCCAGGCCCCGCCAGCCUGCGCACCCACUACAGUCUGCACACAGCGGAAAGGCCUUACCACUGCGCGCUCUGCCCGCGCUCCUUCAAGGCGCCGGCACCGCUGUUGCGUCACCAGCACCAACACGGGCCCGGGCCAGCUGUGGUAGGCUGUGGGGCCCCGCGGGAGAUCGCUGGGGCCGUGGCAGCGGGUGCGGCGGUGAGCAAGCCCUUCGCCUGCCGCUUCUGCGCCAAGCCGUUCCGCCGCUCAUCCGACAUGCGCGACCACGAGCGCGUGCACACAGGCGAGCGACCCUACCACUGCAGCGUGUGCGGCAAAGGUUUCACGCAGUCAUCAGUGCUGAGUGGCCACGCGCGCAUCCACAGUGGCGAGCGACCCUUCCGCUGUGCGCUCUGUGGCCGUGCCUUCAACAACUCCUCCAACUUCCGCAAGCACCAGCGCACCCACUUCCAAGGACCCUGCCCUGGUCUUGGGGCGCCCCCGGCAACCAGCAGGCAGGGGGAGGGGGGGCGGGAGCCCUCAUAGGUGAAGAGAGAGGUUGACCCCUAGGCUGGCAGGAGGCAGGGAGCAGGAGAAGGGAGAUUGGGGGAACAGAGGAGCGGCUGGUAAUGAAAAGCUGAGCCAGUUGGGGGACCCUUCCCCCUCAGAAUCACUGAGGUGGGGGAUGCACAGCCCAGGUCCAGGUUGUGUUCUUGCAGGUGGUCCUUGUGCAUGAAGCUUGUCACCGGGCAGUGGUGGCAUGGGGUGGGUCACAGUGCCCCUGGUCAUUGAGGGUUCUGGUCUUGGGGGUUCUCUGGGGUGUGCCCAGAUGGAACCAUUUGCCUGCCUCAGUGAACCCCACCCUCUUGCCUGUCUCCCAAGGGUGGAGGAACCUCAGCACAUCCUCCAAAAAAGACUUGGGGAUGCCCUCAAAGCCCAAGGGUACCAGGUCAUAGCUGAGGGCCUUUGAGCUUACGGGACAUGAGCCUCACUGUAAGGAUCCUUCGUCCCUCUACCCAGGGACAGAGAAGUACCCCCUUGUCAAGCUUUGGCCUAAGAACCCACCCCCCUGUGUUUCCUUUCCCCAUUCCCCCUUGAGCUCAUGGGAACCAGUGCCAGCUGAUCCCAGGGGUGGGCUGUUGGAGGCUGGGGACCCCAGCUGAGAGCUGAGUCACUGUGCUAGGGGCCCCGAUUCUCUGUUAUUAAAGAACUUUCUGAAAAGCUCCUCUAUGUCCAUCUUGUAGCUGGGGUGGGAGCAGAGGGGCCACAGCACAGCCACCCCUCUGUAGAGGUGCGGAGGUGUGGCUCAGCUCCGGAAGUAGCAGUCCGGGGACUACAGAGGGGAGCACUUGGACAU